This is a messenger RNA of Pangasianodon hypophthalmus (striped catfish), 4368 nucleotides long. RefSeq names its product protein phosphatase 1 regulatory subunit 3G (gene ppp1r3g). Gene Ontology annotation, molecular function: glycogen binding; protein phosphatase 1 binding. Lineage: Eukaryota; Metazoa; Chordata; Actinopteri; Siluriformes; Pangasiidae. The coding region runs from base 115 to 885 and encodes 256 amino acids. The record is from RefSeq and is a predicted model, not a curated record. Gene Ontology annotation, biological process: regulation of glycogen biosynthetic process. The transcript has a single exon. Gene Ontology annotation, cellular component: protein phosphatase type 1 complex.
GCGCGCGCACACACACACACCCUGUUAAAAUGGUCUCACCUCCCCUGUAUGAUCCACUGAUUGACUUUGUCCUCUCUAUACACACUCUGUACUCUGCUCUGAUUCUGACUCUGGAUGAUCAGACCGGUUGACAUGUCGCGCUCGGUCCUCUCGCCGGCGUUACAGAACGGCUAUGGAGGCGACGACGAUCCCGACGACUCCGAACCCGAGGAUAUUUACCUGCGGGACAGGCGGAGGGCCAAGUCCUUACCGGCAUACCCCGAGCAGGCCAACCUGUUCAGCCGGCUCUCUCAGAGCUGCAGGAAGCGGGUGAAGUUCGCCGACGCGCUCGGCUUGAGUCUGGCCAGCGUGAGGCACUUCAGCAUCGCCGAGGAUCCCCACGUGCCCUCCGAGGUGUUCGCCGCGCUGCGCACUCUCCCCGCGCAGCACGAGCGCGAGCCUUCCGGCGACCUGCGCGCGAGCUUCACAUCCGCUCGGGACACAGCGGCGGACAGGAGGCUCGCGCCGGCUGUCGAGAAGCGGUUCGCGCCGGAGGCCACGCAGGCGCGCGCGAAUCGCUGCAUGCUCGCCCUGGAGAGGGUCUCCGUGUCCGGGUUGACCGUGCGCGGGGUCAUACGCGCAAACGUCGCGGAUAACGGCGAGACAGAAGUCGGGGUGAGGUACACGUUCAACCACUGGGCGUCCUUCGAGGACGCGCCCGCAGUGCCCGUGUCUGGAGAGCGCGUGCGCGACAGUAAGACGUUCUCCUUUACUGUGCACACGCCUCCUUUCCUCGACCCGGACGCCAGCGUGUACUUCGCCGUGUACAUGAGGACUGACCGCGGGGAAUUCUGGGACAAUAACGACGAGCAGAACUACUGUGUGCAGUGUGUCCACAUGCUGUGAACCCCAGGAGCACAAGCGAGUAAAAUCAUCCACGACUGAAUGUGAACAUUGCAAAUCUGAGUUCUCUAUGCAAAAAAAUCUCUGAACUUGGGUUUAUAUACUAGAUGGACAGAGCUGGUUCAUGCAAAGACAUCAGUGAUAAUUAUUUAUAACAGCCUAUUUUUAACAACUAAUUUACAACAUAGAAUAUUUUUGAUAGACAUGGGCUACUUUUAGCACACUGGCAUCACUGCAUGACCUGACGUCCAAUAAGCUAUUUUCCCAGAAGGUGGUUCUUUGUGUGACAAUACACCGGUAUGACAGUAGCUCUCUAUAAUUACCUAGCAGCUUGGGUGUAGUGGAACAUUUGUCUCUUGUAGUCACAUGACCUAAACAUGGUGGCCACCACGGCAGUCUGACCAGCACUAUUUAGUCACAAGAAUUUGGCCACCUAUCAAAUCUAAUGCUGCAUUUGACUCAAACCCAAUACUCUGAAUGUCUGACCUCUGACUAGCUAAAACCAAAGAAAAUGCUCCUCAACUCAGAAUUCCUACUCGGAAAGUCGGGAAGGUCUCCUCAACCCAGAGUUCAGCAAGUGGCGUCAAAAAAAAACAUGGCUGCUCACAUCAUCAACUGUAAACAAAGUAGCAUUUCUUUACUGUUAAGUACCUUUAAGUAGAACUUCUUUACCUUGAGUAAUACUGUAUGUACAAGUAACUAUUUUAGAUCAAUCAACAUGCAGACCUAUUCUCUUGUUUAAUCUAUAGCACUGACUACACAGUUUGCUGUUUGAGGAAGUAAAUGUACAUCACUCAUCAAUUAUCUGGCUAGAUUGUUGCUAAAGAACAUUGAGGUGACCAUAUUCUUUUGUAGCUCGAGCAUACAGAGGUCGAAAAAAACAAUGUAAUUCCAAUUUCCGACCUCCCACCUCAGAGUUAAUUUGAACGCAGGAUAACUGAUGGUAGUGCAAGCUGUAGCUUUGCUGUGAACUGAAUGUAACUGAUUAUUUUCCCUAAAGUGGGCAGCGAAGCUAAAGAGCUUUUAAAACGUAAAGGAUUUAUUUUUUUAGAUCGGACAAGUAAUUUGUUACAUAAGAUCUGGUAUAGAUCAGUAACAUUUUUCAUUAACGUCUCUACAAAUCAAAAGCAAAUACUGUGUUAAAAAGACCAACUUGGUGCUUUAAUGUAGCUAACAUGACAGCUUGAGUUAUGUGCAUCUUUUUACACUUGCCAUCAAGUGUGUAGAAGUGUUCCUGCUGUAGAACCGUUGUCUUGCACACAUUAAAUCAGUGCCAGAAUGUCCUCCAGUCUGGUGACUGCUUCAGCACACACUUUAACUUCUGUUCUUCAACAUGGGCGGGUUCACUGGAUUCCAUGGACCUUAAAUCCUCCAGAGAAGUGCUCAAUUUUCUAUGUUGUUGCCAUGAAGAUUGGUUAACCUUUGCAAAGUGCAUAUUAUAUUACAUCUCUUUAUACAUGAUCUGAUGAAAGGGUUGGUUUGAUUAGAGGCUUUUUUUCAAUGUGAAAUGUAGGCUUCAAACAGCAACUUGUGUUAAGUUGUAUGCAUAUCAUAGUUAUUGAUUGUAGCAUAAUUAUUCAAGCUCAUAAUACUGUGCAUACAUCUAAGUGAAUAUAAUUAAUGGUAAUGAAUGGAUAAAAGCUAAAAUAGCACAAAUGUAUUAUUAAAUAUCUUGUAUUUGUGUGUAUUUAUUGUAUUUAAAAAAAAAAAAAAAAAGAACUUAGGAGCCACAGUGAUACCAUCUAGUUUGUACGACUAUAUAAAACUCUACAAGUAUUAAAAAAACUUUAAAAGCCACAAAUUCUGCUUCAUUAUACCAUUAGCAGCAAAGUGCUAGUCAUAAUAAGUACCUCUUGACAUUACUGCAAGUAUCCUUAACACACAUGAAAGCAGAAUAUUUUGACUCUUUGCAGAUCAAGUGAGUGAAUGCAGGUGAAGCUACACUCUGAAUAAAAUGGCAAUGGUGAAAAAAGCUGCAUCAUAUUUUUAACUACACAUAAUAAGUGUUUGAUUGAACGUCCCGUCCUGUGACAUUGACAUAUACUGUUUUAAAUCGUUACUAUCCAAAGGUACAAAAGCUGAACAUGAUACACUCUGGGGAGAGAAACAAACUAUGGUGCAAUAUCUGUAUAGCUGUUUUGGGGGAAAAGUUCAUUCAAACAUAACCAGAACCUCAUGGUUUGAUUGAUAUGGCUUGUAGAUGUGGAAAAGUACAAGUUUCAAGAGGAUUAGGUUGUUAUACCUGAUGUAAUUAAUUAGCUGUUAGACCUUUAUCUAUCUCUGAACAAUGCUUUCAGUUAGAAAACAGACCUCUAUUGCUUGUGAGUGCAAACAAGAUGAAAAGUAGGUGUUUCAGCUAUGCUUGCAGUUUUGAAACCAUCAAUUUUUUAUCGGUUUAUUUCUCUCUUCUUGUUGUUUCCAUUGCUGUUCCAGCUCUAAGCAAUGAAAUCUCCUCUCUUAGCUAACAAGAAUGGAUUUUCCUGAACCGUCCAUCAUGCCACACAGAUUUACACCGACCACUUUGAUGUUCACAACCUUCAAGCUACAUUUGCUAAUCUGUAUGAGACAUGAAGCUCUAUUAGGACAUUGUUUCUUCUGCUUGAAUUGUAGAUGAUGUGGAAUUGAAGCUUGUUUCUCGCACACGGUAUUACAACUGACAGCUUCAUUACCCAUCACACAGUCUGAGAUAUGUGAGGCGUCAUUUCCAAUAUGGAUUGUGGCCCAGGCUAAUGUAGCUUACUCAAGCUAGAUGAAGGAUGAGCAUCUGAUGUAGGGUUUACAUUCAGGGUGUAAGAAGGAUGGUCAGAGUGUCACAGUUGGGACCCUGAGAAAGUACCCUGAUAUAACAUAAGAUAUAUGUUAAUGCAUAUUGACAACAUUUAACUUUAUGGUUUUCUUUUCCUUACUUUACAGUACUGUUUUUUUUUUUUUUUGGGUGAAACGGCUACCAGAUUGAGUAACCUAAUCAGAUUAUUUACUUAACCUCCUUGUGUUGUAACAUUAGUGUUGUAAUGCCACAUAAUAUUUGGAUUAAUUCUCAUGUGUCCCUUUGCAUAUAGGUCUCUGUAGAUACAAAUAAAUGUAAAAUGAUCUGUAUAUUAGAAGUAUUUUCAUUUAUGGUUAAUUGUUGCAUGUACAGUGUGAAUGUAUAGCUGACUGCAAAGGUUUGUUACAUUUAAGAUAAAAUGAGGAAGACAAAAGAAAUGUACUUUUUACAAAAGAUAUUAGAUGUGCUAGGUUUUACAGAUGACCCUUCACUAUUAUAAGUAACAAACAUUGUGAAAGUAUAUUGUAAGAUCUUAAUAGAAGGAAAAAUAUCAAGAUGUUAUCCAGUUGCAUUUUUGAAUGUUAUAUUUCCUGCUAUUUUUGUUGAUUUUGUGUUAUAUUUUAGAUUGUUGCCUUGUUACAGCAUACACCAUGAUGGUCAUUUCAUUUUUAAACUAUUCAAAUUCUCUCUCUUUUUUGACAAAUAAACAGUAAAACAGA